Thamnophis sirtalis is the source of this 1114-nucleotide messenger RNA. Lineage: Eukaryota; Metazoa; Chordata; Lepidosauria; Squamata; Natricidae. The record is from RefSeq and is a predicted model, not a curated record.
AUGGCACUAUUGCACAAAAGCUACGAAUUACAUCCUUCAGGUCGAUACAGUGUAAUUAGGUACUCUUGGCGACAUCAAAUGCGUGAAUUUAAGAGUGAAUAUCGAGUCGUGGCCUUGGAUUUGAGAGGUUAUGGAGAAACAGAUGCUCCCGCCCACCGAGAGAAUUACAAGCUGGAUUGUCUGAUUACAGAUAUAAAGGAUGUCUUGGAGUUUCUUGGAUACAGCAAGUGUGUGCUGAUUGGUCACGACUGGGGUGGAAUGAUUGCUUGGCGAGUUGCUAUUUUGCUCAGUUCCAAAAUUCUUAGGAAUGGUGACACUGAUUGGAAAAUUCUUGCGUCCAAGUUCAUGGAUCUGAAAGUGUCUCCCAGAGAAAUCUGUUGCCUGCCGCUGCAGCAUAAUGAGGUCACCAUGCCAACUCUAUUGGUAUGGGGAGAAAAAGAUCCUUUUAUGGAAGUUGAGAUGGCAGAAAUCACAAGAAUGUACGUGAAAAAUCAGUUUCGACUUACUGUUUUGUCUGAAGCCAGCCAUUGGCUCCAAGAAGAUCAGCCCGACAUCGUGAACAAGUUGAUAUGGACUUUUCUAAAAGAAGAGUCAAGAAAAAGAGAGUAACUCUUUUGAAAGCACAACUGAAAUAUUAAAAGAUCGAAGUUCGGGGUAAUGAGGGCCACAUUAAUGGCAAAAUGUUAGAUUGAACUAUGCUAGAGAAGAUAUUUUCAAUGUACUGUAUAUAUUGAGGCCAAUAUUCUUACCAGGGUGGUGUAAGACUAUGUAACAUUAAUGUUGGUUUUACCUGUAUUGUGUAUUUUGCACAUGGAACACUUGCCUUAAAAUGUUUGUGCUUGUACAGUAAGGAACUCAUAGAAAGUUGCUUAGUUUCGGUUACUUACUUGCUUUAAGAUGUGUGGUGCCUUUUAUGAAUUUAUAAUUAUCUCAGUGCAGGGGUACCAGUUGUAAAAGAAACAAUUAUUGGUAAAAUGAUCAAUUUUCAUUCUACUGGUUGGAAUUUUUUUAACUAUAUUUUUAUCAUUAAAAAUGCUAAUAGAUCUUUUGAUCUAAAGUAUAUAUAAUUUUAGAAGUCUAAAAAUGUUUGGGCACACCAGAAAUCAAUCAGAUA